UUUUUUUCAAGUCUUACCCAAAAGGAAGUGAGUAUGAAGUAAAUUGCAUAAACUUAAAGUACUGCAGAGAUGAAACCCAAAGCAGGAAGAGACAUGCCACCCAUGUCCUGGACAGGAACACACCGUGUCAUGUGAAGAGACAUGACAAAAACAGCCCUCUUUAAAUUACUUUUGGCAAUAGUGAUUGCGUUCAUUUUACUUUUGCCCGAAUAUUUUAAGACACCGAAAGGAAAUGUAUUGGAGCUCUCAUGUCUGGAAGUAUGUUUACAACCUAGUUUCAACUAUUCACUCCGCUCUUUGAAUUUUUCUUUUGUGACUUUUCUGAAACCAGUAAGAGAAACGCAGACUAUUAUGGGACUCUUUCUAAAUCAUUCCAACUUUCAAAACUUCACCAGGAUUUGCCAAGGCUUCACAAGUGAAUUUAAAAUGUGCUCAUGUUUGGCUUGUGAGUCCAAAAAAAGCAUGGAUUUUAUUUUUCAGGAACAAACAUCAAAAGUUCUUAUCAUGAAAGGAUCAACGGAAGUGAAGGCAAAUGAUGUUCGUUCACCUUGUCAACAUUUUAACUUCUCUGUAGCUCCUACAGUUGAUCCCUUGGAUAAGUAUAACAUGACUUGUAAUCUAAAGACCCGCACGAGAAGGCCAGCAAUCAUUGAGGAAGAUCCGCUCAGGGAAAAGUCUAUGAACCAUACUUGUAGGACUAUGGAAUUCCUGAAUAAUUGUACACACAUUUCUCUGCACCUAGAAAUGGAUGUCAAAAAUUUCACUUGUUCCAUGAAGAUCACUUGGUAUGUUUUAGUUCUAGUUGUUUUCAUAUUUUUUCUCAUCCUCACCCUCCACAAAAUACUUGAAAGCCACAGAAGAAUGUGGAAAUGGCAGAGUCAUAAAUACAAACCUACUUCUGCUCUCCUAAGAGGACAGGAUUCCGAGAAACUGCGGACCUUGAACGUGCGGGUUAUUUCAGAGACCAAGCAGAGGCUGCCCUUGACUCAGGUCAAGAAAGGGCUUCCUCCAAUACCGGAACUAGAAGUUUCUUCCACGGUGCAGCCGCAAGAUCGGUAUACACGAAUAUCCUUCUGAAUUCCUCUGGACCACUUGGACUGAACCCUUUUGAAGAAUACUCAUAAUUUCAUUUUGGGAAUGAGUGAACUAGUAAAUAUAUGGGUCCAGCUGAGGAUUCACAGUAGGAAACAGUAACAAUGCUGACUGGUUGAUGGAAACUGGCUUGAAAGCAGUCAUUUGACCCAAGAGAUCAAAGAAACAAGAAUUUUUCCAGGAAGCCAUCAUGAGUCAUGGAAAACAAGCUGAUAAAACCCGUGGAAACAACACGGGCAUGCUCACUGUCCUUGCUUAUCUGUUAAUUAUACAGCUGACAGUGACCCCAAGAUUUUGAUUUUGAAAGGAACCAAACCCAGGAUCAAGGAUGAACAUCUUUUCUCUCAUUUGCCCACAUUGCACAUUCUGCCUUGAUGGGUUUUCUUAUACAGAUGGAUUGUUUCUUUUUGGCAAAUUACUUAAGAGGGCCUGGGUUGUUCAUUGAUAUAUUUGUUCGGAUUUAUAAAUUCUGCUUCCUUUUGGCACUGAGGAUGUUUUAAAAAACUUCAAAGAUACCAAAAUAAAAUGAAUUUAAAUGAAA
Molecule: messenger RNA, 1633 nt
Organism: Lontra canadensis (Northern American river otter)
Lineage: Eukaryota; Metazoa; Chordata; Mammalia; Carnivora; Mustelidae
Gene: TMEM156
Product: transmembrane protein 156
Exons: 7
Coding region: 142-1077 (311 amino acids)
Source: RefSeq, a predicted model, not a curated record